UUUGUCGUAGCCCCUUUAUUUUGUGAUGUUCAUUGCAAUAAGCGUUUAUACAGUGGAAGAUUUAUUUAUUAAUUACGUUUAUAUGCAGUAGGCUAAAACAAACUUAUUAACAUCCAUACAAAUACCAUAGUCUACAUACCUAGCAUAAAUCGAUUUGAUGGUUCUCGACAUUAUAACUGCUAUUGUACAGUAUAAUUGUAACAUGAUUCAUAUAUGAUUGUGACAUCAGUGAUUACAAUAGUGUAAAUUAUAAAUUGGUUCGUGCUAUUUGGGGCUAUUUGUGUGAACGUGUCGUAGUCGGAAUACUACUAAAUUAGCUUUAAUUGGCUGUUAGUAACGUGUUAUAAAUAAUAUAUUGUAACUAUAUUCUUAUCACUCUUCAUAAUUCGCUAUUUCCGACACGCAAAUCAAGGCAGCAUACAAAUAUCUUUGACAAUUAUUAAAAUAUCGUACUUAUCAGUCCAUAAUACCUUGACGAUCUGAUAAGAUUGUUUAUAUCAUUGUUCCUAACAUCGUAUAAGAUAUUCUCGACGAUGCAAAACAUAUUCUCGAUUUUCUCGCAAAGAUAUACAAUAAAUAAAAAAUUCCUAAUACACAAGCACAAACGGCUGUUUUGUAAAAUCAUCGAACAUGAUCAUUCGCCGUUGAGCGGGAUACGAGUUUUAGAUUUAACACGAAUUGUGGCUGGUCCCUACUGUACAAUGAUCCUAGGAGAUCUUGGUGCAGAGAUUUUGAAAAUCGAACGACCCGGUAGUGGAGACGAAGCACGUAGAUGGGGUCCACCGUUCUUCGAAGGCACGCGAGAAUCCACAUAUUUCGCGAGUGUUAACAGAAAUAAAAAGAGUGUGUGCAUCGAUCUGAAGAAAGGUAGAGAUAUUAUCUAUGAAUUAGCACGAGAAUGUGACGUCUUAGUCGAAAAUUAUGUACCAGGCAAAUUGAAUAGCAUAGGUUUAGGAUAUGAUGAUAUAGCCAAGGUGGCACCAUGUCUUGUAUAUUGUUCAUUAACUGGUUAUGGUUCUCAAGGACCAUAUGCAAGUAGAUCUGGUUAUGAUGUAAUAGCAGCUUCGUUAGGAGGUCUUUUACACAUUACUGGGCCCAAAGAUGGGCCACCAUGCAAAGUUGGUGUAGCAAUGACAGAUAUGGCAACAGGGUUAUAUGCUCAUGGAGCGAUUAUGGCAGCUCUAUUACAAAGAUCAAAGACCAAUAGAGGCCAAUGGAUACAAUGCAAUCUUCUGUCAACUCAGAUUGCAAGUAUGAUAAAUAUUGCUUCAAAUUAUUUAAAUGGAGGCAAGGAUGCGACAAGGCUGGGAUCUGAACAUGAAAGUAUAGUUCCCUAUGAAGCUUUUGCAACAAAAAAUGGAUAUAUGACAAUAGGAGCAGGAAGUGAUCUACAAUUUAUAGAAUUAGUUCAAAGAUUACAGUUAUCAGAACUCGCUAGUGAUAAUAAAUUUAAGAAUAAUACAGCUAGAGUCAAACAUAGAAUAGAAUUGCUCCAAAUUCUUAGAGACACGUUCAAGAAGAAUACAAAUCAAGAAUGGUCUGUGAUAUUUGAAGGUGCUUCCUUUCCAUAUGGAACAGUAAAUACUAUAAAAGAGGUAUUUGAUGACCCUCAUGUUAAAUAUACAAAUUUGAUUCAAGAAGUGGAUCAUCCAAUCAUAGGCAAAAUAAAGCUUGUUGGACCACCUGUUACAUAUAGUUAUGCUACCAAUAUAAUGAGAUCGCCACCACCAAUAUUAGGACAACAUACAGCAGAAGUUUUAAGAAACAUAUUAAAAUAUUCCAAUGAUAAAAUAGAAAAUUUAGUAGCACAGAAGAUUGUGCAAGAUAAUUAAUAAAUAUUAUAUAUUUUUGUAUAGUUUUACAUUUUAUUUUAUAAUGACAAAUCUCUAUAUUUUGCAUUAAACAGGUUUUGAAAUUUUAUAAAUAUUGCAUUGAUCUAUAAUCAUUCCAAAAGAUCUCGUUACGGAGAUAUCAUGGGUCAUAUAACCUAAUGACAAAUAUGGCGAAGAAAAGUACAACAUAUGAUUAAUCCCAUUUAUUGUUCAAUUUAUUAUUCAAUUGUUUAUGUUAU
This is a messenger RNA of Harpegnathos saltator (Jerdon's jumping ant), 2071 nucleotides long. RefSeq names its product succinate--hydroxymethylglutarate CoA-transferase. Gene Ontology annotation, cellular component: mitochondrion. The record is from RefSeq and is a predicted model, not a curated record. The transcript has 2 exons. Bases 534 to 1832 code for a protein of 432 amino acids. Gene Ontology annotation, molecular function: succinate-hydroxymethylglutarate CoA-transferase activity. NCBI's taxonomy places the organism in Eukaryota, Metazoa, Arthropoda, Insecta, Hymenoptera, Formicidae.